Messenger RNA from Lymnaea stagnalis (great pond snail), 7156 nucleotides. The record is from the annotation of a GenBank genome assembly. NCBI's taxonomy places the organism in Eukaryota, Metazoa, Mollusca, Gastropoda, Lymnaeidae.
GUUGAACAGUUUUUUAAAAUGAUUAACCCCCUAAUAGUUUCUAUUAAAUGUAUCGCCUUAAAAUAAAAUAUGAGUAUUUCCGUAUUUAAGUAUUAGUUCAGAUUGCAAUUGCAGAUACUAACAUAUAGUAGACCGUAGAAAGUUUAUUGAAACUUUUCGCGUAUAAGUCGUGACAUAGUUUCAGUAAAUCUUGGAAUUUGACAGUGUCUUCACCCCAUGGAAGGGAGACAUCACAUCAUGAUCAUGGUGCACAUUUCACAUCAUGUGGUUGACAGCUACUCUUCAAUAGGCCUAUUUAAUCAUCAAUUUACAAAGGUACAAAAUGGCUCAGACUUAGUCUUUCUCAGAUUCCAAUAGAUAUUUGAUACAUAAUAUUCCUUUCAAAUCUUAUGGGUGUCUAUAAAUUUGCUAAAUGAUCAUUUGACUAAUUUAUAACAUGGAAAAUAUUAAUUGCUAUGAUUUCAAUGAAAUAAAUACAUAUUUUUAUCUGUAUUAUAUUCUUUUGUCAAAAGAUUUCUAGCCUCAUUUUGAAUGUGUCCACUGUUACUGCUCAGAGAGCUAUAAUAAAUAAAUUAUUUUAAAAAAAAUAAAAUUACUUGCCUACUAUUAUUACACAUUUGAGAGGGAAAGGAAAACAGUCUUUUAAAUGAACUUUUUGUUAAAAAUUAUUGCUGAUUAAAACUAAGUGGCUCAAUUUAUCUUCCUUUUUAAACUUGCAACAUUGAUAAAUUUGUUAAUCGUCGAUGAUCAUGCUUCAUAGAUUGAGCUAUUUUUCUUUCCAUCUUCUACUGGAGAAUUAUUGAUAAUCUACUGCUCUUAAUUUAAAAAUUGGAUUGUUUAUAUUUAUAUCCCAAGGAACUUUGUCUUUUGCACUUCUGCUUUGUUUUUUUCCUGAAAAUUAUAUUUGUGCCAUUUUAUGAAUUUCCUUGUGCAAUACUUUUUAAAUGUUAAUGAGAAAAAUUUUAAAAAGGACUUCAUUUAAUAUUUUGUAAAAGCUAUUAACUACAUAUAAGUCGCAGUACUCUAUGACAAGGUAAGACUAAAUAAAACCAAAAAAAUUUUAAAUGGUGGUGUGUAUAACAAAUAUUUGAUAACCAAGCUUGAUGAAUGCUGAACACACAGUCACAGGAUGCAAAAAAGUUAAACAUUCAGAAUCAUUGAGUUUUACGAUUUCCAACUUUUGGAUUUCAGCAGAGUGUGAUAACAUCUGCUUGGGUUGUUGUAAUUACACAUCUGUCCAUUUUGGAUAAUUAAUUUAAUGGCUUACUAAUUGUGGAGGCUGCUGUUUCAUAUUCAUAUCUCUCUUUAUAUCUAUAUUUAUUAUUUAUGUUCAUGAGACAAUAAUACCCAAGCACUUUUUAAUUAGUGGCUGACAUGUGGUGAAAAUAUUUUACAUAUUUAAAUUUAUGAACCAUACUGUACUGAGAUUUUUGUUAUCAUAUAAAAUUGACAAUUAUUUUUGGAUGUCAUGCCAGGUAUGCUUUACGCCAGGGGUGGUUAACCUACAUGCCAGUAGAAACCAUUAAAUGCAUUCAGCAAUACCUUCUGGGGUCUUGACUUGAAUCAUUUUUAUGUUAAAUGUAAAAAUUUCCUUUGAAAAUUAUUAGUUAAUAUUUCAAAUUGUAAUAAAAAUGUUAGCAAUGACAAACAUUAUAAAUUGUCAUUUCAAAAUUAAAAAUCAAGCGACCCACCUAUUAAAUGUUUUCCCUGUGAAAGCCCUCUGCACAAAAAGGUUGCCCACCCCUGCUUUACUCCAUGAUCGUUCAUAAGGACUAUGUUUCUUAUAUAUUUUAUAAAAUGUUUUCUUUGAUAGCCAUUUGUGACAUUUAGUCAAGAUGGUUGCCACCAAGCUCUACAUUGGAUAUUUACCUGAUGAUGCAGACAAAGAUGAAUUAGAAGAAAUGUUUAAAAAAUUUGGCAAUGUUGUGGAGUUUGAUAUCUUAAAAGGCUAUGGCUUUGUUGUGAGUGGAAUUUUCAUUAUGCCAGCAUACACAUCUUUAAGACAAUACGAUAUGAUGGAAUCUUUAUCAAAAUGUUACAUUUAUGAAGACUUUAACUUUUAUUAACAUGAAUUGAAAGCACACAUUUAUAAGGUUUACACACAUUUAUAAAAAUUGUACAAGUAUUUAUUUAUAGUUUCAAAGACUGGUCAAGUUUAACUUUAAGACUUUAACUAUAUUUAGGUUAAUAGGUUGGAUGAUUUUUACAUCAUACUUUGAAAUGUUUGAUUCCUCAAUUUAAUACUAAAUGCUUCUUGUUUUUAAUAACUGGCACAGCACUUUGAAAAAGAAAAUGAAGCCAAAGCAGCGGUUGAGGCUCUAGAUGGUCACCUUCACAAAGGCAAUAAUAUUAGAGUAGAGGUGAGAAGUUUGGGCUUAAAAUACUUUUUUUGGAUUUUAGUAGGAUCAAAUAUAAGUCAGGACUAAUAACAGCAAGGAAUUAUAAUUACAUUUAAAUUUUAAUAUAAAAUAAUUGGUAGCUAAUAGUUUGCUUUUUUUCUGUAUAAAGCAUUCCAAAAACCCAAUUUUGGUUGCUUUUAAUUUUAAAUAAUUAUUCUAUACAUAGUACAUAAUAUGUUUAUGGCAGUGGAGUGUUUUUCAACUGGGAUAUCAGGACUCUUAAGUGUGUUGCUGAAAAAUCACAAUUAAAACACCUUCAGUAAAUGUAAAACUUUUAGCCUAAGUUUAUUUUUUUCAGAUAUCAAGAAGUAAAGUUCGUCAAAAAGCUGGCAUGGGUGCAAAAGGAGAAUGCUAUCGAUGCGGUGGUGAAGGACAUUGGUCGAAGGAGUGCCCUAGAGGACCGUAAGUAAUCAGUAAAAUAGAAAAGUUCCUAAAAAUAAAACAAAAAAAAUUCUGACAUCCAUUUUUAUUUUAUCAUCACAAUAAUUUAAUUUUGUGCCAGUUGAAAAGUUUGUUAAUUCUGUGAUCAAAUGAGAAAGAGAAAACCUUUCAAAUAUUACAUUUAAAUGAAUUUCUAGUUCACAUUAGUUUGAGACCCAGGGCCUUGGCUAGCAAGAGUUGCACCAAGGGCAAAGGUUGAAUUUAGGCAUCCUUUUCUAAAAGAAAUGUCCAAACUAAUAUACAUAUUUUGUAAGAAAAAUUAAGAUUUUGGCACCCGGUCUGAAAGACCCUUUGCGCAGCCCCGGACUGACAUAACUUAAAAUUAAAUUAUUUGAACUUCAUUAUUUAUGACAAAAAGAACUUAGGCAUAAAUUAGAUCAUUUAAAAAAGAUAGGAAGAAUGUAAUACCUUUGGCCAAAUUUGAUUGUGUCUAGCUUAAUCCAAAAAAUCCACAUUAUCUCCCCCCUAUUACUAUUACCAUUAAUCCACAAAAAAGCAAGUAUCACGUGCAUAUCUUGCUGUCUAGAAAAAAUGAUUUCAAGGCUUACACUUAUAGCAGAACCAAUGCAAUAAAAUAAUUAGCUUAUUCUACUUUGAUAAUUUAGAAAAAGAAGUGAUUAAAUUUAUGGUUAUACCCUAUCCAACAUUAGUUGCAAAAGGAAAAAGAAAAGUUUAAAAGUUACUUUAAAUUACGGUAUUUGUAGCUAUUAUCCUACAAUUGUUAAUAUUUUAUUUAAAUAGAGAUUUCUUGAGUUUACAAUAAUUGCCAUUACCAUGGAUUAUAUAAGUUUACAACUAAUUAAUAUUUAAAUGGAUUAUUCUUUUAAUGAUUCAGAUCUCGAGGUGGUCGAGGAGGACGAGGCGGUCGCGCAGAGCACGACAGAUACAAUCCAUAUGAUAGAGACCCUUACUACCCUGACCCAUAUGACUAUUAUGCCAGAGCACGGAUGAUACCACCUCAUCCAUAUGAUCGCUACAGAUAUGAUCCAUAUGAACGUCGUCUGCCCCCACCUCCUCUAGCAAGAGAUCCCUUGUAUCGGGACUUUGCCAGGCACUCCCCAGACUACUACAGAAGAUCUUCACCACCUCGUGAUCCUUAUUAUGAUUAUUAUGAGAGGCGAAGGUAUAUGAAACAAUUUUAGACUUGUCAGUUUUACUUUCUCAUAAAUUAGUGAAGUAAUUUUAAACUAGAUACUUUAUUAAACCAAAAAAGAAAAAAACAAAAUUAUAAAAAUAUUUAGCGCUUUGAGCAAACUUCUUAUGAAAAAAAUGAAACAGAAUCAUCUUUCUAGCUUUAGUACUUUUUGAGCUAUGAAUUUUUAAAGUGUGGGUUCAUUUAAUUUUUUUCUCUAUGGACUGCACCUCCACAUUUUGUAACCCAAUUCUACUGAUUAAGUCACAUGUUAAUUUGUUAUAACUCUUGUUUAAAGAUAAUUGUACCGGUCUACAACUUUUAAUUUCAGUAUCAAAGCUAUUUUAAAAAUUAAUAAUAAUAUGCAAUUAACAUAAAAUUGUAUCCUAUUAGCUAUAUACUAUGUAUUAUCAGUAAAUUAAAUGUAUAAGAAAUGGUUGUUUUGUUUUACUAAGUCUGAGGCGUCCAUUAUAUAUAAAUGUCUAUAAUAUGGCAACACGUCCACCUAAAUAAAUACUAGUUAGUUUAAUUUGAAGUUUCAAGUUUUGCUCAUGACUAAUUAAUUAAAGCUUUCUCUGACCAAUGGUUAAAUAGUUUAACCACAGCAAUCUAUUAUGAAUAAACUCUGAGUAUAAAUAGUAUAGUCAUGUGCAAGUGAGUGAAUAGUUGACUAUGUCAGUGGCACUGUACACAGUAUGUACGGUAAUUAAAAUUUAUAAUAUGGUCUCUACCAGGGCUUUAAACUUCAAAUUAAAUAUGUUGUUAAAUGCCUUCUAAGUUUAUUCUAAAACACAAGUUAUCUAUUAUUUUAAUGUAAAUAAUGGUAAUAAUUGAAUAUUUCCUAAGUAUCAGCAUCUUCCUCAUUAAAAAAGGUGCGUGGUCAAUGUUCCCUUUAAGCUGCGCGGCUAGCUAUUUCACAGACACCGCGCAGCAGUUUUGAGUAUCGGCGCAGUAAAUUUCCAUUUAAGUUUGUGGGCUGUAAAAUUUUGCACACAAAAAAAUUGAUGCUGUAAAAUUUUGCACACAAAAAAAUUGAUGCUGUAAAACUUUGCACACAACUGUAUGACUGUGCACACAAACCAGGAAACCUUAGAGGGAACAUUGGGCGUGGUCAGAGAAAAGUUGGGCAGAGUGACCUACAUAAUUUACUGCUCAAACCUAGAAGUGUGGCAUCUCUGGUAAAACACAUAAGACACUUGUAGAUCGAUAUAAACAUGAGGGUUAUAACAAAGCUGAAAAGGGGCAUAUUAGACAUUUUGACUUAUUCUUAAUGAUGACAGAUGCCUUAGGUUAAGCAAGGUUUGUCUCAAAGUUGACCCGAGUGUAAAGGUCAAAGAAAUGAUUGAAAUGUAAGCCCAGAUGAAAGGAUGGAAACAAAUCACAAUUAUGGGACAAAAUUAUUAUUUUAAGAAAAGAAUGAAAUGGCACAAUGAUCAAAAAAUUUAAAACCUGUGAGUUUACCUCGUCGACACCUUACCCAUACACCUGUUUUAGUAGCAGUCUCCCUUGCUUUACCCAAGUGCCUAUUUAAAGACUCAAAUUUUUGUUCCGCUCUCGUCAGUAUUUCACUAAAACCCCCUGUGAAAAGUUUUCUCCAUUCUGGUUUUGAUCUUUCUACUCAUUGAGUGAGGACCAAAUUAUUCUAAUAUUAAGUCAUUUGUACUGGUUUGCUCACCUUGGGAGAUAAAUAUUUGAAUAACAUUUACAGUAAAAAGAUGCUAAUCUGUUAAACAGUGGUCUCAUCAGAUGUCCCUUGGGAAGCCUCAUUUAGAAACAAGAAACAUUGAAAUGAUGAAUUUUAUAUAUACCAUUUUCUUUCUUCUCAGACUGGCAGCCAUGGAUACAUAUGGUGAUAAAUUAGCGUAAGUUCACAUUUGAUAUGGUCCUUUUUCAAGUCCUAAAACAAGUUGUAAUAUGUAUAUAUUUUGGUUUAAAACAUGUUGAGGUAACAAUGACAGGGAAAAUCUCUAUCAGUAUGAUGGAUAAUGAACAGCGGUAUAGCUCCAUUUGAUUCCUGCACCUUUGUUUGUUGCAGAGUUGAAGAGAUCACAGAAGUUACAUGCAAUAAUUUCCAAAGUAAAGUGUCUUAAUAGGAUUUACAUUGAUCUUGUUAUAUAGUUACUUUUAUUUUUUUAUUUAUUAUGCAUAUUUUAUACCGUACUAAUUUAUGGGGAACUUUGGAUCAUUUUGGCAGUGGUCAGUUGGGCAGGAUUAAGCAGCAUUCAGUUUUUUAAGGCCUGUAUAUUUAGCUCUGUUGAUUAUAAUAAGCUUUGGAGGCAUUGCUGAUCCCCAUAACAACCGUCAGGAGGAUAGAUGUCAGACCGUCAGGAGGAUAGAUGUCAGUUGGUCAGAUCUAGCCUGUGUGCAUUGGAGUUGCUUUAGACUUUUAUAAUGUCAAGUUAACAAACAUAUGUCUAUCAUUUCAGUGGAGCUGGUUCGUCGGGGGAUGCAAAUGCAGAUGAAUUUAAAGCUAUUUCAAGAACUACAAUGCAAGGAAGAGUGCCUGGGCCCUACUAAUAACUAGCAUCUCAACCAUUGUAAAUAGUUGAGUUUUUAAUCAUCCUUGGAACCAACUUCAUUUUUUAACGUAAUUCCACAAUUUGUGUUAUGACCUCUUUGACUCAUGUGUUAUUGUAAGACUGAGCUAUCAGCGGGGUUGGAUUUUGCUUGUUUUAAACUCAUGGCGGAAAUUGGAAAUAUUGCCCAUAGUUAUGUUAAUGUUUAAUUAACAAGAUUGUAAUGGUUGAACCAUUGUAAAUGUAUGCUGUUUCAAGGAAAACCUCAAACAAGCCCUUAUUUAUCACACCAGUCGUGCUAUGUUGACAGAGCUUUAUAAACAUUGUAAGAAAUAUAUCACUACAUAGUUGAGUUUUUCAUGUUUCCACUAUAUUAUGAUUUGAUGCUCAAUGCAAUGAGGCUGUAUGUAGAUUUGCUGGUCUACUCACUACAACCUUACAAGCAAGCUAUGAUCACCAGCUGUAAGGUGGAUGAUGCUACAUGAUUUUUGUUCAAUUUGUCCUCUUUUCUUGUCAUUGAAUAGCUUUCUGUUUGACCAUUUAUGAAUGGCUUCAUGUGAAAAUGUGGCAGUAGUCUAAAUAUAAAGAACAUGUUUUGCCAACUGUUCUUUUUCAUAUUUCAUUAUUAAUUAUGACCUGGACCAUUAAAUAUUGUUUGUAUACUAUUA